AGGAGAAAAGAGGAGUGAGCGGCUGCAGAGGAGGUUGGCUUGUGGACGCAAGGCGCUCUCUCUCUUUUUUUUCUUUCCUGGAUGGUUUGUUGUCUGUUUUCUUUCGAUGUUCUGUUGGCGUCCCGCCGUUUAGCCAAUCACACGUGCUGCAAACCGCCGAAGUUGUUCGCUGGCCUCGACCGUUGUGCGAGAUCUGAGAGGAAGGACCGCUUGCUUGAUGGUGCCGCGAGUGGAAACGCUGCCUGCCGGUACGUCAGCUCGGGGUGCGCUGGCGGGAACGCGCGGCGCGUACUACGAAAGUGCAGUGAAACUACGGCACGAUCUUGGCUUUGUCGGCGCGGGUCGCAAAGACGUUCAAGAAGACAAGCACGUUGACUGGCAAGAAUGGAUCGCGAGCGUGACGGUGCGAUACCGUACAGAAGCUUUGUACAGACGUAGCCGGCCCACUCGGCACAAUGAGAGCUGUCGCGGUAGGCCUUGCUUUCCGUGGAGGAAAGAGUGCGCGGGUUUGGUGACGGAGUUUGUGGAUGAAAUUCCGCGCACCCCAAAGAUGCGGACGAGGCAAAACGAGUGCUACGAGUAUCUAGUCUUCGAAACAAACGUCGGCGGCUGUCGUCGCAUCACCCGGUCACUCAGCGGACGUGUGCUCCGGCGAUCAACCCGGGAGAAAACCCUGAAGUCGAUCCACGCUUCCGAGCUCUCGGAGUCUGCAGCGUCGCGUCGCCACCCGGUUGGAUCUGCGGACUGGUUCGUUGCCCUGAAAAAGCUGCUAACCGAGAAGUCUUGCUUUCCGAAACGCCAAACAAAAUCGAACCUCGUUCACGAUGUCGUCGAGUCGCCCGGCAUCACGCGGGCAAUGCAGCGCGAGGUGGAGGCGGCCUUGGUGCCGACGCCGGCCGAUGAGGUGCUCGUGUCGGCCUUCCGAAUCCACAUCCGCAGGGCCGACAUGCGCACGCUCGCCGACGGCGAGUGGUUGAACGACGAAGUGAUCAACUUCUACAUGAAUCUCCUCGCGGAGCGCUCCAAGAAAGAAGGCUGUCCCCGCGUGUACGCGUUCAACACGUUCUUUUAUCCCAAGUUGGUCGCCAGCGGCUACGCCGGCGUCAAGCGAUGGACGCGCACCGUCGAUUUGUUCUCCUUCGACAUCGCGCUGGUGCCCCUGUACCUCGGCACCACGCACUGGUGUCUCGCUGCCGUGGACUUCCGCAGGCGCCACAUUGCCUACUACGACAGCCUCGGCCCGCCGACCGGGAGUCCGCGCUGCCUGUCCGUGCUGCUGCAGUACCUGGAGUGCGAGAGUCGGCAGCGGCGCAACCACGGGCUCGCCGGGGACGACUGGAGCCUGAAAGUGGUGGACGUGCCUCUGCAGCAGAACAGCAACGACUGCGGCAUGUUCGCCUGCCAGUACGCCGAGUGCGUCUCGCGGGACGCGCCCAUCACGUUCGGGCAGCGUAACAUGCCGUACUUUCGGAAACGCGUCGCCUACGAGAUUCUGCACAAGACCGUGCUCUCGGCGUGAGGCAGGGCGGUGCGCAAGUACCAGCGAUGCAUAGACAGAGCCCGACAGACGAGCCACUGCCAGGACAAGGUGGAGCUGAACGGCCACCUGGACUCCAUGGAGCAGCUUAUGCUGGCGAGCCACGAAUCCCUGUGCUCCGCCA
This is a messenger RNA of Dermacentor albipictus, 1661 nucleotides long. RefSeq names its product sentrin-specific protease 1-like. Gene Ontology annotation, cellular component: nucleus. Gene Ontology annotation, molecular function: deSUMOylase activity. The record is from RefSeq and is a predicted model, not a curated record. Gene Ontology annotation, biological process: protein desumoylation; proteolysis. Lineage: Eukaryota; Metazoa; Arthropoda; Arachnida; Ixodida; Ixodidae.